Molecule: messenger RNA, 3255 nt
Organism: Cylindrotheca closterium
Lineage: Eukaryota; Bacillariophyta; Bacillariophyceae; Bacillariales; Bacillariaceae
Source: the annotation of a GenBank genome assembly
AUGGAUUCGGGCCAGAAAUCUGAUAACGACAUUAUUAAAAAACAACGUCAGAUUGCUGAACGACUGAGAAGAGGACAAGGUCGACCAAUAGAGAAGCCUGAUGGAUCAGCUCCUACUGCUCGUCAGAUUCGACCAAGCACUUUCAAGAAAACAACAACAUCUUCAGUCCUGGCAGCGGCACGCGCAAAGGCGGUAGGGAACGCCGUGGGAAAUAAAGAGACGCAGCCUGACAAUACCAGCAGGAAUAUGAAAGGAAUCAGAAAAACAGCUGGAAAAAGAAAGACAGUGGCAACGGCGCCUUCGCGCCUUGCAAGCCUAGUGCAUAGCGCAGCAAAAAACCCGCAUGAUGACGGAACUGGAUACACUACACCAUAUUCACCGGAAGAUUUCUGGAAAAACAUCAGGGAAUGGUCAUUUGUUAGUGAUAUCUACCGCCAAAUUCAAGGUGUGGAGGACCAGGACAAUCAUCACGUCCCAACCAAGCCCAUACCAGAUACAUUUAUUAGCACCCGUCACUACAUCAUGGCGUGGGGACCAAAAUGUCUUGCAGAGGCUCGGGCACAGCUAGUGUCCGAAGUCUUGACCGAGAGUGGGCAGCGUGACAAUGGUAGAAGUCCUUUUAUUUUGGUCGAAGUUGAGACAACGUGGAAGUCGGGCCGGAAAGCUCGAGGGUUACAUACAGACCUUAUGGACACAGAUGCAUGUCACGUCCAGCUGAAGACAAAAGAAAGGUACAACUUGCAGUUGUAUUGUCACGACAUCUUUGGUCUAGUCCCGGUCGAAAAGAAAGAUAUGGUGGAGAUGAUGCUUAGAGGACGGCAAUCUGAUAAAUCAUCUCUAAAUGGCUUUGAAGAUUCACUGAGUCAGUUUUGUAUGAUUGGCCACUCGGAGACUCAGAGGAAAGAGCUAGAUGGACUGAUCCUGAAGGUUAGCAAGCGGAAAUGGGCUAUCAUAGGUUCCUCGCAAAUGUAUUUCUUCCGCGUUGGAAGCAACAUUACGGCGUUGAGAGAGUUCACCGCCCUCUGUAAGGUAGAUAGUAUUCCAUUGAAGAAGUUCUUGCUGGGUAAUCACCUCAAGUCGGUCAAGGGCUCUGGUUCAUUGGAGUCGAAGAAAAAAUGUGGCCGCGAUAGUUUAGUAGAAGAAAUGGGAGGUGUUAGUGCUUUGGGAAAAGGUUUUACAGAGUACGUGCAGCGAAAAUUCAAUCCAUCUCAACUAAGGGCAAUAUCUGCUGCUAGUAGUGGUUAUGGUGACGGCGGAAUCACACUCAUUAAAGGCCCGCCAGGCACCGGUAAGACUACCAUGCUAGUUGCAGUUUUGAACUCACUCCAUAUUCGACAGUACAAUAAGUAUUACGAAGAGGUUCGCCGAAUCGCGGCUAUGCAAUCUGGUAACCGUCAAGCUGCAUUAGAUAUUGCUCGAAAGGCGAAACCAAGGCUACUUGUAUGUGCGCCAAGCAAUGCUGGUGUCGAUAAUGUUAUCCUUCGCAUAAUGGAAGAUCGUUUUGUCGAUGGGAGUGGCCAAAGAUACAAUCCAAGUAUGAUAAGAGUCGGCGUUGGUCAGUCUUCUGUCGUUCGCGACGUGGCUCUGCAGACAAAGGUAGAUCAGAUUCUUUCUGAUACGGAUGCUGGUCAGUUGGACAAAUCAAUUGCAGGCUUUCGAAUGGAAUUGCAAAGAAUCAGCGGUGAUAUCGCGAAAUGUAGGCGAAAGGUUCAUGCAAUUACGAAUGCAGCACCCUGGCCCCUAGGUAGAGACUGGGAAAUACGCUGUCUUAACGAUGAAGACGUCGUUAGCUCUACAAGUCGAGUUUACUUUGUCAACCACAAGGAACAUAGAACAACCUAUGAGUGUCCCCCGCCUCCAGAACCGGGAGAAAAGCAAUUCCAUGCAACAUCUAUGCCAGAAUAUAGAACUUUCAUGACCCGGAUAGUCAAGCUCGUAGAAAACUACUUUGCAGUCAAAAGCAAUCUGGAAUUGAACACUAUCGUCAAGGGAUCUAUGGAGAAUGGUGCAAACCAGUUUGCCGUCCGACAAGCUCUUGAAGCGCAUGUGUUGAACUCGGUCCAUAUUGUGAUGACCACUCUUGGGUCAGCUGGUAAUAGAGUUCUAGAGAAUGCAGAUAAAUUUGAGGUUGUGGUUGUUGACGAAGCCGCGCAAUCAGUAGAGCCAUCAACACUUGCAGCGCUCCAAUUGGGGUCUCAUCACUGUGUUUUAGUUGGCGAUACAAAUCAGCUACCUGCGACGAUUUUCAACCUUAGUGGUCGCAAUAGCAAGUAUGACCGGAGUCUCUUUCAAAGACUGGAAGAGUCAGGGGAAGAAAUUCACAUGUUGAAUGAACAGUAUCGCAUGCACCCUAUGAUAUCUCAUUUUCCUCGUACUAUCUUUUACGGUGGUCUUCUUAAAGAUGGACCAAACGUCAAGAGGGAGGAAUAUGGCAAUCCGCUGCUCAAGAUCAUACAAUCACAAGCCCCUCAAUUACAGCCUUUCUCCGUCUUGGAUUUGGAUUCCAAAGAAGAACGGGGGGGCACGAGUUUAUCAAACUCAACAGAAGCACAUUUGGUGAUUCAUUUGUACACUUCUCUUCGUGACAUGACCAACGCAAACAGUGAAAUCAUGGGGCGAGUGGCCGUCGUCACGCCGUAUAGCCAGCAAGCAAAUCUCUUGAGAGGACUGUUUCGAAAUCUCCUCGGACCACAAUACACCAACUCUGUCGAGGUAGGCACCGUAGACUCGUUUCAGGGCAGAGAGGCGAAGAUUGUGAUUUUUUCAGCUGUUCGUGCAGCAGGCAGCCACGGAAUCGGUUUCCUAAGUGACGUAAGACGCAUGAAUGUGGCUCUGACACGGGCGAAGCAUUUUCUCUUUGUCAUCGCUCGCUGUGAUUCAAUUGUCGUGAAUCCAUACUGGAAUGAAUUGAUCGAACAAGCAAAAGGGCAAAAUGCUGUUCUAAAGGUGCAUUCCUUCGGUGAUGACCAGCAAGUGACUUCUGGGAAGAAUCCAUGGUUUGGAAAUGUGAAGGACUGGAAACAAGAUGGAUGCCAAACAGUGAGAAUGUCAUCAGAAGUUUCUACCAGCAUCGCCAUGACCAUAAAACCAUCAGAUCCAAGAAAAACAAAAGCUUUUGGUAAUACCAAGAAAGUCAAGAAACCUUCAGAUCCAAGGAAAAAGGGGGUUUCUACGAUUGCCAAAGAACCAAAGAAGCCUCCAGGUGCGAGGUCGCCCAAGAAACCUUCAGAUCCAAGGAAACGAAAGCGGGUUUGA